Fibroporia radiculosa is the source of this 1608-nucleotide messenger RNA. RefSeq lists its product as uncharacterized. Bases 1 to 1608 code for a protein of 535 amino acids. Lineage: Eukaryota; Fungi; Basidiomycota; Agaricomycetes; Polyporales; Fibroporiaceae. Gene Ontology annotation, biological process: regulation of DNA-templated transcription. Gene Ontology annotation, molecular function: DNA-binding transcription factor activity. The transcript has 2 exons. The record is from RefSeq and is a predicted model, not a curated record.
AUGUUUGCAUCCUUCGCACUGCAUGAACAGGCGAACGCGGUCCCUUCUGUGCAAGAGUCGCAGUCUGCGUCUCCGAACUGGUUCCCUCGCACAGACGUCGGUACUUCCCGGCAGACUGCGCCUCACCCGCGAUGCAACAUCGCUUUCACUGCUACCGAGUCGCCGGCGGACGUUUACAGGCCAGAUGGCACAUUUGAGAACACUGCGCUGAUUUCGGACCCAUCAUCUUCCAGAGCACACAGCCGGUUGAUUAAUUCUCCGGCCUCCCCGUUGUCUCCUAACCCAGGCCCCUCUUCCACCUUGUUUUCGAGGCAGUACACACCACAACUACACCGCCGCGAAAAUGUUCGGCCUUUCGUUGUAAGCGUGUCGUCCCACGACCCCCCAGGAUCAUCUACCGUCAACCAUGGUUACCCUCGCAUCUCUACCCUUGAAAGUGGAAUACUUUCAAGCUUCUCACCGUCUCAAGAUGGCUCGAUAAGCUCUCCUAGUCACCGUCUUCGGACACCUCACCCGGUCUUCCAAUCGACCUCGGACUUAGCUGCUCACCAUGGCAUCCCCCAGUUUUUGCCACCCGUCCCUCGUACAACUCGAUAUCCUUCUGUGCCCUCUACGGCCUCUCGUACAGAACCUGUUCCUGCGUCUAGCUCUACAAACAACUUCGAUUUCGAUACACUCUGCUCGUCUUAUUUGACCAUGUUGUCGCAAAAAUCUGAGGAAAGAGGAUCUGCUGCCCACAGCGCAGAUGUUUCUUCGGAAGCGCCUAAUAACGGUGCGGCGGUUCAGGCGUUAAUGGAAGUCCUGCAAGCCUCGCCUGAGUUCCAGAUGGCGAGCGACUUCAACGACUACUUGACCUCGCCCAUGGAGGACUCGCCCUGGGAUGACCUCCUCACCACGCCUGCCAUCGGUUCCACAGACGUCGCAUCGGACUUCUUGACCAGUCCAGCGAUUGUCGAUGGGGAUGACUUUGACUAUGGUGGCGCACCGCUAUUCGCAGACUCCUUGGGGCUGACGAAUGCGGCCUACGAUUCCCACAAGUCUGUCGACCGUUCUAUCCAUGCAGUGCCUGCGCCUGGCUUUGAUAACAUGUACACUAUGCCCUCACCCUCGACUCCCGCACUAGACCCCGCUUCUCUACAUCCGUCGCCACGAGCACCUUCCAUUCCUCCACCAGCGACGUCAUCUUCAACCUCUCGUCGGCGUAACACUCCGACGGGUACGCGCAAAAAUGUCUCGCCCGAGUCUCUCGUUUCUGUCGACGCCCCCAUUCAGCCACGCAAGUACCUGACGCCGUCUACUACAUCGCGCAAGGAUAUUCCGGCCGUCUUCGCCAGGAAGCGGGCCCGAUCCCAAGCGUUCGGUGACGAUGAUGAUCUGGAUACUGCCGAUCUCCCUCAAUCGGACUUGGAUGCGAUUGAGGCAAAGCGGCGACAAAAUACCCUAGCGGCGCGGCGGAGUCGGAAGCGCAAGCUAGAGUACCAGCGGGAGCUGGAAGUGACAGUUGAGCAGGAGCGGGCGAACAGCGAGAGACUGAGGGCGCAGGUGGCGAUGAUGGAGGCGGUGCUGCGGAGCCACGGGCUCGAAGUGCCAGUCUACAAUCCUUCGUGA